AUGGAUUUACAACAACAUCAACAAUAUCAACAUCAACAGCAACAUCAACAUCAACAUCAACAACAGCAGCAACAGCAACAGCAACAUCAACAUCAACAACAGCAGCAACAGCAGCAGCAACAGCAAAGACCAUCACCAGUACAAGAAAUGUUGAGCGAGACAGGGGAUGGACGCAAGCGACGACGGACUUCAACAAACUAUGGAGCCAACGCGGGGAAAAAGUAUGUUCACUGGACAGACGAUCAAGUGGAACGGUUAUCAGCGUAUCUAAUGCAGCAUGUGGAGUUUGCGACAUCACCAUCGAUGGAAGCCUGCGAAGCUAUCAAAAUGAAGAUAUUUGCCAGUGAGACGGAAGUGACACCUAAGCGGUUAUUUGGGAAGAUUUGCAACAUGCGUGCGGCGUAUCGACGAAAUGAAGCAAAGCUUAUGACUCAAUCAAAUAACGGCUUGGAUCUGUUGCCAAUGUCGCGAACUUCUUCAUCAACAAGUUCUGGGGAUGGAGCGCGGCUGACGAACACAAGUGAUAGUGCAAGUUCUUUACACACACGGCAAGGCGUUUUUACAGUACCGGGUGACGGGCGCAAGCGGCGAAUGCGGCGGCACUAUCAAAUGGACAAUAUAUAUUCCGAGUAUGAUAGCAAAAGACAACAGCAGCAGCAGCCGAAUGGUGGAACAGGCGGAGGAGCAGGAGCAGGGGCAGUAGGGUCAACUGCAACGACGUCGUUCAUGACGUACCGGAAAAAGGGUCAUGCGUCAGCACUUAUCAUGUCCUCGCCGGCGGGGGCUGGAGAAGAAGAGGAAGAUGUUGAGGGUGAGAGAAGGAAGCCUGAAGGAGGGAUUCAUUUUCAAAGUGUGAACCGGUAUCCAGGUGGAGAAGGAGGAGGUUCAUCUGCAGUUGUUUCAGCAGCAGCGACGGCAGCAGCAGCAGUUGCGGCGGCGGCAGUUGCUGGUAAUGGAGGGAAUGGUGGUGCGCCACAUUAUCUGGUUGCACCAAUGACAGGAGGGGUUGGAGAGACGAGAAAACUUGGAAGGAAUGGUGAAGAGGAUGAUGAGGAAGAUGAUGAAGAUGAGGAAGAGGAUGAAGAUGAAGAUGAUGAAGAUGAGGAGGAAGAUGAAGAUGAAGAUGAUGAGGAAGGGUAUGGGACAGUUCGAGAACAAUUGGAUUCACUUGUGAAUGAUUUGCACGCUUCAUUGAAUGAGCAACGGGAGUUAUGGCAGCAGUUGAUGGUAGGGGCUAUUAGUCCUAGUAGUAAUAGUGAAUAUACGAUUUUUGGUCGAGGGACUGAGAAGACAGGAACUACGGGAGGUUUAAGAUUAGGAGGAGUAGGAGAAGGGGUAGGGGUAGGUGGAGGAGGAAUGGGAGGGAUGGGAGAAAUAGAAAAAACAGUAUUAGCAGGAGGAGAAGGCCAAAAUAUGACGAGAGUUUUACAAGAAUAUUUGGACCGGAAAUUGAUGCAAGAUGCACAGAUUCAUAAAAACAUUAUGGGUGCAGUGGAACGGGUUGCAAAGAUCCAGAGUGCAGCGCAAGUUAAGGCUGCAAGGUCAUUGGAGCGUGUUGCGGUGGUACUUGAGCGGGUAGUGAAACGCAGUAAUGGAGGUGGAAAUGGAGGUGAUGUGAAUGGAAAUAUGAAUGGGAAUAUGAAUAUGAAUAUGAAUGGAAAUGUUAAUAUGAAUGGGAAUAUGAAUAUGAAUGGACAUAUGAAUGUGAAUGUUUUAUAA
Molecule: messenger RNA, 1719 nt
Organism: Magnusiomyces paraingens
Lineage: Eukaryota; Fungi; Ascomycota; Dipodascomycetes; Dipodascales; Dipodascaceae
Exons: 2
Coding region: 1-1719 (572 amino acids)
Source: RefSeq, a predicted model, not a curated record